Oryza sativa Japonica Group (Japanese rice) is the source of this 1720-nucleotide messenger RNA. Its product is annotated as dolabradiene monooxygenase. The record is from RefSeq and is a predicted model, not a curated record. NCBI's taxonomy places the organism in Eukaryota, Viridiplantae, Streptophyta, Magnoliopsida, Poales, Poaceae. Gene Ontology annotation, molecular function: heme binding; monooxygenase activity; oxidoreductase activity, acting on paired donors, with incorporation or reduction of molecular oxygen.
AAUGAUCACUGACCACCUACCGCUCCAAUAUAAAGGGACCCAUAUGAAUAUGAUCUGGCUUUUGUCAGUACAGCUGCACGCUCACUUGCAAACUAGCACCAAUGGAGCUGACGACACUGCUGCUUCUGGCCUUGAUAUCCUUCUUCUUCCUCGUCGAGCUCAUCGCCCGCUAUGCCUCGCCGUCCGGCAGGGAGAGUGCGCUGCGGCUGCCGCCCGGGCCGUCGCAGCUGCCGCUCAUCGGCAGCCUGCACCACCUCCUCCUGUCACGGUACGGCGACCUGCCGCACCGGGCCAUGCGCGAGCUGUCCCUGACCUACGGCCCCCUCAUGCUCCUCCGCCUCGGCGCCGUGCCCACGCUGGUCGUCUCCUCCGCCGAGGCCGCGGCGGAGGUCAUGAGGGCGCACGACGCCGCCUUCGCCGGCCGCCACCUCAGCGCCACCAUCGACAUCCUCAGCUGCGGCGGCAAGGACAUCAUCUUCGGGCCCUACACCGAGCGGUGGCGCGAGCUCCGCAAGGUGUGCGCGCUCGAGCUCUUCAACCACCGCCGCGUGCUCUCCUUCCGCCCCGUCAGGGAGGACGAGGUGGGGCGACUCCUCCGCUCCGUCUCCGCCGCCUCCGCCGAGGGCGGCGCCGCCUGCUUCAACCUCAGUGAGAGGAUCUGCCGCAUGACCAACGACUCCGUGGUGCGCGCCGCGUUCGGCGCGCGGUGCGACCACCGGGACGAGUUCCUGCACGAGCUCGACAAGGCGGUGCGGCUCACCGGCGGGAUCAACUUGGCCGACCUGUACCCGUCCUCACGGCUGGUGCGCCGGCUCAGCGCGGCCACGCGGGACAUGGCGCGUUGCCAGAGGAACAUCUACCGCAUCGCCGAGAGCAUCAUCCGCGAUCGCGACGGCGCGCCGCCGCCGGAGCGAGACGAGGAGGACCUGCUCAGCGUCCUUCUCCGGCUGCAGAGGAGCGGCGGCCUCAAGUUCGCACUCACCACCGAGAUCAUCAGCACCGUCAUUUUCGACAUCUUCUCGGCCGGGAGCGAGACGUCGUCGACGACGCUAGACUGGACCAUGUCGGAGCUGAUGAAGAACCCGCGGAUCUUGCGGAAGGCGCAAUCAGAGGUGAGGGAGACGUUCAAGGGACAAGACAAGCUAACCGAGGAUGAUGUCGCCAAGCUGAGCUACCUGCAGCUGGUGAUCAAGGAGACCCUACGGCUACACCCGCCAGCGCCACUCCUGAUCCCCAGGGAGUGCCGCGAGACGUGCCAGGUCAUGGGCUAUGAUGUGCCAAAGGGCACCAAGGUCUUUGUCAACGUGUGGAAGAUAGGCAGGGAAGGCGAAUAUUGGGGCGAUGGCGAGAUAUUUAGGCCAGAGAGAUUUGAGAAUAGUACAGUUGAUUUUAGAGGGGCGGACUUUGAGUUCAUCCCGUUUGGAGCUGGGCGGAGGAUGUGUCCUGGUAUAGCGCUAGGUUUAGCUAAUAUGGAGCUUGCUCUUGCUAGCCUUCUUUACCACUUUGAUUGGGAGCUUCCCGACGGCAUCAAAUCUGAGGAGCUAGACAUGACAGAGGUAUUUGGUAUCACGGUAAGAAGGAAGUCCAAGCUUUGGUUGCACGCAAUACCUCGAGUUCCCUAUAUAUCCACGUAUUGAUUAAUUAAUCUAUAGAAGCCGUGUAAUAAUGGUACCAUGAAAUUUAGUUCUUCUGUCGAAUAAAUGUUCCUAUCUCGUAAUAA